CCUCAGCUCAGAACCUUAAAAAAAAAAUCCCCUGUUCCUGUUCCUGUUCCUGUUCUUCUCUCUCUGUCCGACACCAUCUUCUUCUUCUUCUUCCCCAAACCCCCUCCACUCGCCUUGCGAAUCCUCCACUCCCUCCUUAUCCAGCGCCCAUCCCCUGCUUAUCCUGCUCACAUUCUCCUCCUCCUCCGCCGUCCUCCUCCGCCGCCGCCGCCGCCGCCGCCGCAUUCGCCGGAGGAGACAAUGGGGAAGGGAGGGUCGCUGAGCGAGGGGGUGGUGCGGAAGAUCGUGCUGUCCUACACCUACGUGGCCGUCUGGAUCUUCCUCUCCUUCACCGUCAUCGUGUACAACAAGUACAUCCUCGACCGGAAGCUCUACAACUGGCCCUUCCCCAUCUCCCUCACCCUCCUCCACAUGUCCUUCUGCUCCGCCCUCGCCUUCCUCCUCGUCAACGUCUUCCGGGUCGUCGAGCCCGUCGCCAUGUCCCGGGAGCUCUACCUCUCCUCCGUCGUCCCCAUCGGCGCCCUCUACGCCCUCUCCCUCUGGCUCUCCAACUCCGCCUACAUCUACCUCUCCGUCUCCUUCAUCCAGAUGCUCAAGGCCCUCAUGCCCGUCGCCGUCUACUCCAUCGGCGUCCUCCUCAAGCGGGACCCCUUCAAGUCCCAGACCAUGCUGAACAUGGUGUCGAUCUCGCUCGGCGUCGCCGUCGCCGCGUACGGCGAGGCCAAGUUCGACGCCUGGGGCGUCGCCCUCCAGCUCGGCGCCGUCGCCUUCGAGGCCACUCGGCUGGUCCUGAUCCAGAUCCUCCUCACCUCCAAGGGGAUCCAGCUCAACCCCAUCACGUCGCUCUACUACGUCGCCCCCUGCUGCCUCGUCUUCCUGCUCGUGCCGUGGGUCUUCGUCGAGUACCCGGUGCUCGCGGAGGCCUCCAGCUUCAGCCCCGACCUCGUCGUCUUCGGGACCAACUCCCUCUGCGCCUUCGCGCUCAACCUGGCCGUGUUCCUGCUCGUCGGGAAGACCUCGGCGCUGACGAUGAACGUGGCCGGCGUGGUGAAGGACUGGCUGCUGAUCGCCUUCUCGUGGUCGGUGAUCAAGGACACGGUGACCCCCGUGAACCUGUUCGGGUACGGGCUCGCCUUCCUGGGCGUGGCGUACUACAACCACUCGAAGCUGCAGGCGCUCAAGGCGAAGGAGGCGCAGAAGAAGGCGGCGCAGGCGGGCGAGGGGGAGGCCAGGAAGCUGCUGGAGCAGAGGGAAGGAGAAGGGCCGAUGGGAGAGAAGAGGGACCCUCAAGCCUGAGGAUGAUUCCUUGAAUGUACGAUGCCCGAGAAGGCGAGAUCGGGAAAUUGGUUCGAUGGCCACUCGAACAACGAAAAUGGAUGACUUCUGGGCAAUGCGGUUGAGUAUUGAGCGCAUGCAAGAUCUAAUUUGGGGGGUUGAUUUCUCUCUCGACGUGCUCUUUGGGUGAAUUCUUGUUGAUUAUGCAGUGUCUGCAUAUGCAUUCUUGCAGUUUCUUGCUCUGCUUCGCUUGCUGGUUAUGAGGUUUAUUUCUUUUAUUAGUGUACUCAAAAGCCUUAUUUACUAGAGGUGAAGAGUCUCUUAUUGCUAGUCAGUGUCCUCUGUUGCUGCAAAUUUUGGUUCCUUCUUUUGUAUCCUAAACCUCCUUGUCACUUGUGGAGAUUUACUCCUGAUUUUGCCCUUGAAUAAUCUCAUGUGCCCUGUCCUGUGAAGGCCUUCUUUUGUUGUCA
Messenger RNA from Eucalyptus grandis, 1745 nucleotides. RefSeq names its product probable sugar phosphate/phosphate translocator At2g25520. Gene Ontology annotation, cellular component: Golgi apparatus; trans-Golgi network; endosome. The transcript has a single exon. Bases 241 to 1296 code for a protein of 351 amino acids. Lineage: Eukaryota; Viridiplantae; Streptophyta; Magnoliopsida; Myrtales; Myrtaceae. Gene Ontology annotation, molecular function: antiporter activity. The record is from RefSeq and is a predicted model, not a curated record.